Molecule: messenger RNA, 3878 nt
Organism: Esox lucius (northern pike)
Lineage: Eukaryota; Metazoa; Chordata; Actinopteri; Esociformes; Esocidae
Gene: nrbp1
Product: nuclear receptor binding protein 1
Exons: 18
Coding region: 334-1929 (531 amino acids)
Biological process (GO): endoplasmic reticulum to Golgi vesicle-mediated transport; protein phosphorylation; intracellular signal transduction
Cellular component (GO): cytoplasm; endomembrane system
Molecular function (GO): protein kinase activity; ATP binding
Source: RefSeq, a predicted model, not a curated record
AGGGCCGGGGGGGGCGUCCAGGAUAAGGGUUGAGAAAUACUGAACUAAAGUAGUAUUUACAACCCUUCACUCGAUACUCCCCAAUCCUACCCAUUUUGAAUAUCCUGUUUUGUUUUGUGUCUCGUAUUUUAUUUGUCAAUUAAUAAUAGCGCUCUUGGAUUGUAUUUAGGAGUCAAGCAUUUCGCAACCCCAUCGGAAGGCAAUAUCUGCUAACGUGUGACCAACAAAACUAUGACACUUGGAGCCUCGAACCCGCUUUAGCCGUAUGGACUUCAUCCACCAUACUGACCUCUAGCGGCGUUGAAACAUAAAGCAGCCUAGCCUGACAGGAAGAUGUCAGAGGGAGAGGGGAAGCAGGCGUCGGAGAAUGCCCCGGAUGGGAAACCUGAAUCUGUGGUCUCUGCCCCCGCUGGUCAGAGUGUGUCCUCCAUCCCCUCUCCAGUGUCCAGUGUGACACAGCCCGCCGCCACAGAGGACGAGGAAGAGGAGAGCGAGGACGAGUCCGAGAUUCUGGAGGAGAGCCCAUGUGGACGAUGGCAGAAACGCAGAGAGGAGGUGAACCAGCGCAAUGUCCCCGGGAUCGACAACGCCUACCUGGCUAUGGACACGGAAGAAGGCGUGGAGGUGGUGUGGAACGAGGUCAUGUUCUCAGAGCGGAAGAACUUCAAACUGCAGGAGGAGAAAGUGAAAGCUGUGUUUGACAACUUGAUCCAGUUGGAGCACCUGAACAUUGUCAAGUUUCACAAGUACUGGGCCGACGUGAAGGAAAACCGAGCCAGAGUCAUUUUCAUCACAGAAUACAUGUCUUCGGGGAGCCUGAAGCAGUUUCUGAAAAAGACAAAGAAAAACCACAAGACGAUGAAUGAAAAGGCCUGGAAACGCUGGUGUACUCAGAUACUGUCUGCUCUCAGCUACCUGCACUCCUGUGACCCUCCUAUCAUCCAUGGGAACCUGACCUGUGACACAAUCUUCAUCCAGCACAACGGCCUCAUCAAGAUCGGCUCAGUGGCCCCUGACACCAUUAACAACCAUGUGAAGACCUGUCGGGAAGAACAGAAGAGCCUGCACUUCUUUGCUCCCGAGUACGGCGCUGUUGCAGACGUCACUACUGCAGUGGACAUCUAUUCCUUUGGAAUGUGCGCCUUAGAGAUGGCGGUCCUGGAGAUCCAGAGUAACGGAGAGUCGUCGUACGUCUCCCAAGAGGCCAUCAACAGUGCUAUUCAGUCCCUGGAGGACCCGCUACAGAGAGAGUUCAUCCAGAAGUGUCUGGAGCAGGACCCCAGCCGACGUCCCACGGCCAAAGAGCUUCUGUUCCACCAGGCCCUGUUUGAGGUGCCUCUGUUGAAGCUGCUUGCAGCACACUCCAUAGUCAGCCACCAACACAUGAUUCCAGAAAACGCCCUUGAGGAGAUGACCAAAAACAUGGACCUUAACUUGGUGAUCGUCGAGUGCAGGAAUGGAGUUCAGAUGAAGCUGUCCCAGUUCCCCGCUCUGGAGCUGGAUAAGUUCCUGGAAGAUGUCAGAAAUGGGAUCUACCCCCUCACAGCGUUUGGGGUGCCCGGCCCCAAGCAGCCUGAGCAGGAGGCAGUGAAGUCCCCUAUCGCGCCCCCGUCAGUCAAAUCCCCCACCCCGGAGCCUGCAGAGCUGGAGACCAGGAAGGUCCUACAGAUGCAGUGCAACAUCGAGCCUGUUGACGAAGGUGCCAAACAUCACCUAACGCUUCUGCUGAAACUUGAGGACAAGUUGAACCGGCACCUGAGCUGCGAUUUGUUACCAAAUGAGAAUGUCCAGGAGCUAGCCGUGGAGCUUGUUCAGCUGGGAUUCAUCAGUGAGGGAGACCAGCCACGACUCACUUCAGUUCUGGAAGAGGCCUUCUCCAAGUUCUACAACAGGAACGGCUUCCUGAAUCCGGUCACUGUCUCUUCAUAGCGAAGGACUCGCUUCUCCCUCAACCCAGCCUCGUCCUCAUCUUCUCGUCACGGGACUCUGCUGUCGCUCACCCCAAAGGGUUGUGGGAAAGCUUUGCAGGGACAGAGAAGGGGAGCCGUGGCCUGACCCCAAACCCCCUCUUUAGACCUUAUGCUGGAAAUAGCUGCCACUAAAUGUCUUUUGUCUUUGUAAAACGAAAUAUGAAUACUGGGUAUAUUUUAGGUUAUCCAUCUGCUUCUGUUUUAAAAGAAGAAAAAGAUGUCUGUCAGUAAAACCACAGCAUUAGGUAGUAUGCACGGUUCCGGCUGAGGCUCGGCUAGGACAGCCAUGGCUGAUCACUCCCUUUCAUGUCUUACAUUUAUGGAUAUUUCAUUGUUAUUUUUGUAUUGCCAGAUUUACAUCUUUUUUUUUUUAUAUGUCUUCCUUUAAUGUCACCUUAGACCAUAUUUUAUGACAGUUAUUGCCAGCAAGAUAAUUUCCUAUUAUGGAGUAGAUUUAUACAUAUGAAUGGGUGCUGUGGCCGUGGGCAUAUACCAGUUAAACUUAAAUGUUCUGAGGGCAGAAAGAAUUUGAUUGGUGCAGGUGAACGCCCAAUCAUAAUGGAGGGGAGGCGGUGCUCAUGAGCAUUUCAAGCUGGAUUAAAAAGAGGAAGUGAGUGUUAUCUAGACCAAAUAUUCCCUACUGAAUGUUAGCGUAAUCAAGUAAUUUAGCACAUAGUUCAUUAUAACAUGACAGGCAAACAUACUAUUUCGCAUACGUUAGCAGAAUUGCACGCUUCUUUGUGUCAUUUGAAGUGUUCAUGAGCACGGCCUCCAUUCCGAUUGGGUGUUCGCCUGUACCAAUCACGUUUCUUUCUGCCUUCAGAACCUGUUUGAGUAAGUAAGUGGGUAUGUGCCCUCUGUGGGGGGGUGGGUUGUGUGGUCUUGUGGGGGGGGUGGGUUGUGUGGUCUUGUGGGGGGGCAUGGUCUGUGGGGGUGUGAGAACAAGGCUUCUUACUCCACAAUCGAAUGAACGUGGCUCAGGCGGCAAACGAUGCCUCAAGUGUUAUUUUCGCUACGCUUUCUUAUGUAUCAUCUACACAAGAUGGAACUGUGAACUUUAGCUUGGUUUCUAAUGACAAGAACAACACUUUAUUCAUCAGUAUCUAUUUUUUUUUUUUCUUUUCAGCGACUUCUUCGAGAAUCCCCUUAGGUGUUGCAUACGCUGGGGGAUAAUGUUCACCAAUCAUGUUUUGGUCCCAUUUCAGACGGGCAAGCAAGGGCCUCCGGUUUGAAAAUAUGGAUUUAGCAAAAAUAAUCAACGUUAUUUUAGACAUAUGGAUUAACAAUAUGUAGCAAAUACAUGUACACUGUGUAACUUAAAACUAAACGGGCUGUACAUUUGACAGUUCAGUUAACUAAUUGACGACAGGCCAUUCCUAUUCAAUCGCCCGUUGUGAAGGGAAGUUAAGUCAUUUUUAAUUAGUAAUUUAUAAAGGAACUCAAAGAAUGAAGGUGGUGCAGUUGAGAGGCCUUCCCUUACUGUAGAUAACUUAUUGUCCUAAUGUAAAUAUCAGUGCGCUUUACUGGACUUUGUCUCAUUCGUCUUCUCUGUUGUGGGCACGUUUUUAAUGGUUGUGGGCAUAGGGUGCCUCAGACAAAAGUUUUUUUUGAUGACACUUGCUGCUAGACUGCACUAAUGUCCUCUGUUUUAUGUUUUAGCUUAUCUUUCAAAUUCUGUGGCUAUUAUGGCCUCGGUGAAGUUUAGCAAGGGGAAGAAUUUGCAUGUGUCGGCGGGGCGGGGCGGGGGUCUUGUGAGCGGUUACGGUAUGUUCCAGUUGGUGAGAUUCUCUGGAACGUCGAUCAAAAUCGGUCUUGUGCAUGCUGGAUAUUAUGCUGUAUCCUGCGUCCGAGACGACUUUUUGUUUUUUGUUUCACUUGCUGAAAUAAACUGCAUCUUGCACUUCUCUG